CGUUCCAGCCUGGGUUCUGACGAUGUGACGGAUCAUUUUUUUGUUUCUUGUAAAACUAGGCUUUUUGGUUUCGCACCUAAAAACGCAUCGAAUAAGUAGAAAUUUUGACAGGGUUCGAGGUGGUGUCCGUCCAUCGUACAUCCAUCCGUUAGUUGUUUGAUCGCCGUUUGAUUGCGAUAAUUUUAUGUCAACUUGAUAACGAUGAUCGAAGUUUGGUCAUCAUGUCAACAGUCAUCGAGAUUGACGACAGUUCGCACCCGGUUGAGGAGGACGGUCGUGUCAUCGUUACGAUUGACCGAAUUGACUUGAGGGUGACGUAUAAUGAUUUCUUCUCCGAGUAUAUGAUACGCAACAAACCGUGUGUCAUCAAUCUAGAGGCAACCGAGAACUGGCCGUGCAGACGUGAAUGGGUGCUCGACGGAGCGCCAAAUUUCGAAGCUCUACGCUCGUUGUUCGAACGCUGCGUUGUCCCAGUCGCCGAUUGUAACAAAAAGUUCUACAACUCGCAAUUCAAAGACGACAUGUCCAUGGAGAGUUACUUGAAAUAUUGGAUCAGUUACAAGCAAAACGAUUACGCCAGAUCGAUGCCUCUGUUGUACCUGAAAGAUUGGCACUGCGUGAGGAACUUUCCCAAUGUUCCGAUUUACGAAGUGCCUCGAUAUUUUGCGUCCGACUGGUUGAACGAGUAUUACAUCGCUCAUCCCGAAUUAAAUGACGAUUAUAUGUUCGUUUACAUGGGACCAAAAAACACAUGGACUCCGUUACACGCGGACGUUUUUACAUCGUACAGCUGGUCCGCGAAUAUAGUUGGGAGAAAGAAAUGGUUAUUCUUCCCGCCGCAUGAGGAAUGUUAUCUUCGCGAUCUUUACGGGCAGUUAGCGUACGACGUGAUCUCAGAAGAGCUUAAUGAUCGAACAAGAUACAAAAUGUAUGAUAGUAAAAAACUGAAAUGUUUCAAUGUGAUUCAAGAGGCAGGAGAGAUUAUAUUUGUGCCAUCCGGAUGGCAUCAUCAAGUUUGGAAUUUGGAGGAUACAAUUUCCAUUAACCAUAAUUGGAUCAAUGGCUGUAAUAUCAUGAAUGUAUGGUGUGCGCUAAAGAGCGAAUUAAGGUCCGUCAUGAAAGAAGUUGACGAUUGCAAGGACAUGAAAAACUGGAACGAACAUUGCCAGCUGAUGCUGAAAACCUCGUACGGCAUGGACUACAAACAAUUCUUCGAGUUAAUAUCAUUUAUUGCUAAGAAUCGUUUACAUGCUAUGAUAAAAAAGAGCCAAGUUGUAAGCUUCAAUAAGUAUUGUUUCGGACGAAAUCACUGUUUGUUUGAUCUGCAAGCACUGAAAAAUGUAUUGGAAAAUAUUAUCGCGGACGCUCGAGAUUUAUCCGUUUAUGAUUUAAUGUGUGAAAACGACGAAGCCUGUGUAUUAUUGAAAAACAUUACUUCAUUUCUCGAGUCCUCCUGUUCAACAUCGGAGAAAAAAAUUGACAAUCUCUCGAAAACGUGAAACGCGGAGCAAAUUUGUCGCCGAACGUGCGAAACAAUCUUUGUUGCGAAAUUUUUGUCUUUUGUUUUUGUAAUUAAUAUAGCUUGCACUUUCUCAGUUUGCCAUAGCAAACGUUCCUAUGCAGAUGAUAUCUCUAGAGUUUUAUAAAUCUGUGUGCCUUAACUUUAUUUAAAUUUUCUCUUAAAAGAUAACACUUUGCAACUUUGCGUUCUACAAAAUUAUGUCUGUACAAUAAGCACACGUUAUUAGAUCUAAUUAUAGCAUACGCAAUUAUUCACAUAAUCGUGAAAAAAAAUUGUAAUAAUUCACAAUUCAAAGAAAAGACUUUAAAUGAUUAUUUGCACAGUGUAAACUAUGACGCGAAAAAGCAAUGUAUAUAAUCUUAUAUUAUAUAAUAAAAAGAAAAAAAAUAUAUAUAUAUAAUUAUUAGUAUAAAUUACAUUAAAAACUCUCUUACAGAGAAAAAAGCGUGCGUAAAAUAAAUCGUUAAUCCUAAAAAAUGAUUAAACAUAGAAAAGUGUAAUUUAAUUGAUCAUGUAUAUAUAUAUGUAUAUACUAUUCUGUAAGUGUAACAAUUUACAAUAAAAAUUUAAUCUAAUCUCUAUCAAGUUGUGGUGUAACUUAAUAAAAAGAUACUUCUAUUGCCUGUGAAAAUAAAGUAAAUCUCGCGAAAACGUAACGUAACUUAUUUAUAGAGCUCUUAUGUAUUGUCUUAUUUACUAUCAAUUAAUGUAAUUUUAUAUUCCUAUAUCUAAAGAUAUAACUGUAUAUAUAUAUGACCGCGCGCGUGUGUGCGUUUAUAUAUGCACAUGUAUGUACACACACCAGUGAACACACACAGCGCAUACAACAUGGCUCUUAUAUACUCUUAAUAAAAAUAUACAAAAUUUAUGUACAAAAUGUGUCUCACUUGCUUUCAGCAAGAAGUGAUUAACAUACCAAUUAAAAGACUACUUUUAGACCUUGAUCCGAUCAAAUUAAAUUUUCGUAAUCCUUGCUUAUCUAUAUAUACACACAUACUUUUACAUAAAUUUUUGAAAUAUAAUAUGUAUUAUUUAUAUGCGUGUGCGCGUAGACUACUUAUAUAUUCAUUUCCAAGUACAUAUGUGAUUUAUAUCCUUCCAAUGUACGCUAGAAUUUAUAUAUAUAUAUAAUAGAUCUACAUGUAUAUAUGUAUAUAGAUCUUAUGUGUGUAAGGAUUAUGAAAGUUUUUAUCACUUGAUCAACGCGGUUUUUCAAUUUGUGAAGAAUUUUAGAUAAUCUUAGCUAUUGACUAUUGACUAUUAUAAAACAAAAAAACGAAAUAAGACAGAAUUCACAAUUUGUCUUGUUUGCGUAUAUAAUAUGCAUGUGUAUUUACUAAUCAAUAUAAAAAAAGUGUUUUCUUUUUGUUUUCUUGCUAGAAAUUUUGUGUUUUUCCUGAUAUAUAUAUAUAUAUAUCUGCUUACACACUGAUACGAAAUAUUGCACCGGCAAAGCUAUCUAAAACCGAGAAACUUGUGGCUCUUGAUUCUUUCACGUGUUCUCGAGUAUAAAAGAAAGAUAUUGUCAUAGUUGAAAAUAUUGUUGAGCGCUUUUAGUUUUGAAUAAAAUUUUUCUUCGAAGAUACAAGUAAAAUGAAAACUUGCAGAACUCUGUGUACACACACAUUCUCUCUCCCGUUUAAAUUCAAAAUCUCUUUUUAUACUUUUACAAAGUAAAGAAAGAAAAUAUUGUGAAUUGUUUGUUUUCCACUUACGUUGAGUAUAUAUCUA
This is a messenger RNA of Pseudomyrmex gracilis, 3253 nucleotides long. RefSeq names its product jmjC domain-containing protein 4 (gene JMJD4). The record is from RefSeq and is a predicted model, not a curated record. Gene Ontology annotation, molecular function: histone H4R3 demethylase activity; sequence-specific DNA binding. The transcript has 4 exons. Gene Ontology annotation, biological process: negative regulation of gene expression; positive regulation of translational termination; protein hydroxylation. Lineage: Eukaryota; Metazoa; Arthropoda; Insecta; Hymenoptera; Formicidae. Bases 222 to 1499 code for a protein of 425 amino acids. Gene Ontology annotation, cellular component: cytoplasm; nucleus.